GCGGGACUCCCUAACGUCACAGAACCGUACGACGACGUCAUCACCGGGCGACAACAGGGGAGUAAACAAACCUGAAAACACAUUCUGAACUUAAAAGUAAAGUAAACGAAGAUUUAAUAUGCCCAAGGUGGUGUCUCGGAGUGUGGUGUGCUCGGACACCCGUGACAGGGAGGAGUAUGAUGACGGGGAGAAACCUCUGCACGUGUAUUACUGUCUGUGUGGCCAGAUGGUCCUUGUACUGGACUGUCAGAUAGAAAAAUUACCCAUGAGACCACGGGACAAAGCCAGAGUGAUUGAUGCAGCAAAACAUGCCCACAAGUUCUGCAACAUGGAGGAAGAUGAGACCGUGUACUUGAAGAGGUCAGAGGGCAUCGAAAGACAGUUUCGCAAAAAAUGUGGGAAGUGUGGUCUGCUCUUGUUCUAUCAGCAUCAGAUGAAAAGCACUCCAGUGACGUUCAUCGUGGAUGGAGCGCUGGUGAAGUUCGGCCAGGGAUUUGGAAACACAAGCGUAUACAGCCAGAAACAAGAGACGCCAAAGAAAGUCAGGGUUAUGAUGACAAAACGCACCAAAGACAUGGGCAAGUUCAGCUCUGUUACUGUUUCAACGAUCGAUGAAGAAGAGGAAGAGAUUGAAGCGCGGGAGGUGGCGGAUUCCUAUGCCCAGAAUGCCAAAGUGAUUGAGAAACAGUUGGAGAGGAAAGGAAUGAGCAAGAGACGCCUUCAGGAACUGGCGGAGCUUGAGGCGAAGAAAGCCAAGAUGAAGGGAACUCUCAUUGACAACCAGUUCAAAUGAAGAUUGUGUCUAAAUGAGAGAGACAGAGCAAAUGAAUGAGAUGUCUAGAUGUAGCUACUGGAGAGUGUGUGUAUUUGUGCAGUUGUGUGUAUGAAGGGAGGAAAAGUUUUUUUUUUGUUUUUUUUUUUGCAGAUUUGUCUAAAUGGUCAAUAAAAACAACUGAAUUUUA
Molecule: messenger RNA, 962 nt
Organism: Carassius gibelio (silver crucian carp)
Lineage: Eukaryota; Metazoa; Chordata; Actinopteri; Cypriniformes; Cyprinidae
Product: STING ER exit protein
Exons: 7
Coding region: 119-793 (224 amino acids)
Source: RefSeq, a predicted model, not a curated record